This is a messenger RNA of Sphenostylis stenocarpa, 666 nucleotides long. The record is from the annotation of a GenBank genome assembly. NCBI's taxonomy places the organism in Eukaryota, Viridiplantae, Streptophyta, Magnoliopsida, Fabales, Fabaceae.
AUGGCUGUCACCUUCUCAGAUCUACACACCGAAGAGGGAAUCAAAUCCCUCGAUCAAUUCCUUUCUGGGAAAACUUAUAUUUCUGGGGAUCAAUUGACAAAGGAUGAUAUCAAAGUGUAUGCAGCUGUUGUAGAGAAGCCGGGGAACACUUUCCCUAAUGCUGCCAAGUGGUACGAUGUUGUCUCUUCUCAUGUUGCCUCAAGCUUCCCUGGGAACGCUCAAGGGGUUAGAUUCAGUACCGUAGCUGCUCCAGCUGAAGCUGCACCCGCCAAAGCUGCUGCUGCUGAAGAUGAUGAUGAUCUUGAUCUCUUUGGUGAUGAGACAGAGGAGGAUAAGAAGGCUGCAGAGGAAAGGGAGGCUGCUAAAAAGUCUACUAAGAAAAAAGAAAGUGGCAAGUCUUCUGUCCUCCUUGAUGUUAAGCCUUGGGACGACGAGACCGACAUGAAGAAGCUGGAAGAGGCUGUCCGCAGUGUUGAGAUGCCUGGUUUAUUGUGGGGAGCAUCCAAACUGGUGCCGGUUGGAUAUGGAAUCAAGAAGUUGCAGAUCAUGAUGACUAUUGUGGAUGACCUUGUAUCUGUGGACAGCCUCAUUGAGGAAUAUCUGACAGUUGAGCCAUGCAACGAGUAUAUUCAAAGCUGUGACAUUGUUGCAUUCAACAAAAUUUAA